AUGAAGACCUCUGCCAUCUUCUGCGCCGCCCUGGCUGCCGCCGCCGUUGCCCAGCCCCACCAGCACGGAAACAAGAAGCGCCAUGUCCACGGCAAGCACCAGAAGCGCGCGCUCGUCACUGAGUGGGUUACCGAGACCGCCUACGUGACCGAGUGGGUUGAUGCCACCGAGACCGCCUGGGUCCCUUCCUCCGAGGCAUCUGCUACUCCCUCCGCCGUUCCCACCACCUCCGUGCCCGGCCAGUUCUUCGAGCCCGGCAACUCGCCCUCUUACACCACAUUGUCCACCUCGACCAAGGCCGCCGCACCCGUUGUUCAGGAAUCCAUUCAGCAGGCUCCCGUCGUCUCGUCCAGCAGCUCCACCCCUGCUCCCGCUCCCCAGACCCCGACUCCUCAACCCGCUCCUCAGCCGACCACCACCUCUGUCUACAUCGCUCCCGUCGUCGUUCCCACCACCCCUGCCUACGUUGCUCCUGUUGUCGCGACCACCAGCACUCCUCAGGGCCAGGCCCAAGCCACCAGCGGCAGCAGCAGCGGCGGCAGCAGCAGUGGCGGUGGCUCUUCUUACAGCGGUAAGCUGACCUACUAUGCCAUCGGCCUGGGUGCUUGCGGUGAGGACGACAGCGGCAAGGACAAGACCGAGAACAUCGUUGCUCUCUCGGUUCUCAUGAUGGGCUCGGUUUCCAACGGAAACUCUUACUGCGGCAAGAAGAUCCAGAUCUCCGCCAACGGCAAGACCACCACCGCCACCGUUCGCGACAAGUGCAUGGGCUGCUCUCACGAUGCCAUCGACGUCAGCGAGAAGGCCUUCCUCGAGAUCUUCGACAGCCUCGAUGUCGGUGCCGGUACCGUCGACUGGAAGUUCAUCAACUAA
Molecule: messenger RNA, 873 nt
Organism: Colletotrichum gloeosporioides
Lineage: Eukaryota; Fungi; Ascomycota; Sordariomycetes; Glomerellales; Glomerellaceae
Product: Allergen Asp f 7-like
Exons: 1
Coding region: 1-873 (290 amino acids)
Source: RefSeq, a predicted model, not a curated record